CGGCUGUCACUGCUGGCCCCGUCGUCGUCGUUGUGGUGUUUCGUCGCGGAGUGAAAUUUUCGCAUUCGGUUUGACCUCUUGAGAAAAUUCGAAUUUUCGUCGGGAAAAAGUGCUCGCGAGUGGCGGAAACCAGUGCUAAACUGUUCAGCCGGAAGCGGAACAAUGGCGGCACCGAUCGAGAUCCCGCUCCGGGACACGGACGAGGUCAUCGAGCUCGAUCCGGAACAGUUGCCGGAGGGAGAGGAAGUGCUGGGGAUUUUGCGGCAGGAACGGUCCCAACUCAACACUUGGGUGACAGUUGCGCUUGCUUACUACAAGCAAAACAAGACAGAUGACUUCAUCAAGAUCCUGGAAGCGUCCCGCAUCGACGCAAACAUCUCGUACCGGGACUUCGAGAAGGACCAGAUGCGGGCGUACGACAUGUUGGCCGCCUACUACGUCCAGGAAGCAAACCGGGAAAAGUCCAAGGAUAAGAAAAGAGAGUUGUUCAUGAAGGCAACCCAUUUGUACACGACGGCCGAUAAGAUUAUCAUGUACGAUCAGAACCAUCUGCUGGGCCGCGCGUACUUUUGCCUCCUGGAAGGAGACAAGAUGGAACAAGCUGAUGCGCAGUUCAAUUUCGUACUGAAUCAAUCGCCGUCGAACAUUCCUUCGUUGUUGGGUAAGGCUUGCAUUGCUUUUAACAAGAAAGAUUACCGCGGAGCUUUAGCUUUCUACAAGAAGGCUCUCCGAACGAAUCCAAACUGUCCGGCGGCGGUGCGUCUGGGAAUGGGUCAUUGCUUCCUGAAAUUGAACAACCAAGAGAAGGCCAAGCUAGCCUUCCAACGCGCUCUAGAUUUGGACCCGCUGUGCGUAGGGGCCCUCGUUGGAUUGGCCAUUCUCAAGCUGAAUCUGCACGAACCGGAAUCGAACCGGCUCGGCGUACAAAUGCUUUCCAAGGCGUACACAAUCGAUUCCACCAAUCCGAUGGUCCUGAACCAUCUGGCCAAUCAUUUCUUCUUCAAGAAGGACUACCAAAAAGUACAGCAUCUGGCCCUGCAUGCGUUCCACAACACGGAAAACGAAGCGAUGCGAGCGGAAAGUUGCUACCAGCUGGCACGUGCCUUCCACGUGCAGCGGGAUUACGACCAGGCGUUCCAGUACUACUACCAAUCGACGCAGUUUGCGCCGGCCAACUUUGUGCUUCCGCAUUUCGGACUCGGACAGAUGUACAUCUACAGAGGGGACUCGGAAAAUGCUGCCCAAUGUUUCGAAAAAGUGUUGAAAGCCCAACCCGGCAACUACGAAACGAUGAAGAUUCUCGGCUCUUUGUAUGCCAGUUCAUCGUCCCAAUCGAAGCGUGACAUUGCCAAGAAUCACUUGAAGAAGGUCACCGAGCAGUUCCCGGACGAUGUCGAAGCGUGGAUCGAGUUGGCACAGAUCUUGGAACAGAACGACCUGCAAGGUUCCCUUCAAGCUUACGCAACAGCUACGAACAUUCUGACGGACAAAGUCAAGGCCGAUAUUCCGCCGGAGAUCCUGAACAACGUAGCCGCGCUCCAUUACCGACUGGGUAAUUUGAACGAAGCUAUGACCAAGCUGGAGAUGGCAAUCGAGCGUGCGAAAAUCGAAGCCCAGCAUGACUCGCAGUACUACGAUUCGAUUUCCGUCACGAUGACCUACAAUCUGGCCCGCUUGAAUGAGGCCAUGGCUUCGUUCGACAAGGCGGACAAGCUCUACAAGGACAUCCUGAAGGAGCAUCCGAAUUACAUCGAUUGCUAUCUGCGUCUGGGCUGCAUGGCCCGUGACAAGGGUUUGAUCUUCGUGGCUUCCGAUUUCUUCAAGGAUGCGCUGAAAAUCAACAUGGAGAACCCGGACACACGUUCGCUGCUGGGUAAUUUGCAUUUAGCCAAGAUGCAGUGGACCCUUGGUCAGAAGAACUUUGAGACGAUUCUGAAGAACCCGGCCACUUCUAGUGAUGCGUACUCGCUGAUUGCCCUGGGUAACUUUUGGCUGCAGAGCUUGCAUCAGCCCAGUAAGGACAAGGAAAAGGAGAAGAAGCACCAGGAAAAGGCACUGGCUAUCUACAAGCAGGUGCUGAGGAACGAUCCGAAGAAUAUCUGGGCAGCUAACGGGAUCGGAGCGGUGCUGGCGCAUAAGGGUUGCAUCAUCGAGGCGCGGGACAUUUUCGCUCAGGUCCGCGAAGCGACAGCCGAUUUUUGCGACGUGUGGCUCAACAUUGCCCAUAUCUACGUCGAGCAGAGACAGUACAUCAGCGCUAUCCAGAUGUACGAGAACUGUCUGAAGAAGUUCUACAAACACAACAACGUGGACGUCAUGCAGUAUCUGGCUCGGGCAUACUUCCGUGCUGGCAAGCUAAAGGAAGCCAAAAUGACGCUGCUCAAGGCUCGUCGCGUCGCCCCCCAGGAUACGGUUCUGCUGUUCAACAUUGCCCUCGUACUCCAGCGGCUGGCCAUGAUGGUUCUCAAGGAUGAGAAGUCGGUGCUGAGUGUGGUCCUGCAAGCGGUCCACGAACUGGGUCUUGCUCACAAGUACUUCAACUAUCUGUCGAUCCACGGGGACAAAACGCGGUACAAUAUCACGUUGGCCGCUUCGGAAGCCAGCCAGUGUCAGGAUUUGCUCCAGCAGGCCCAGUAUCACGUGUCGCGUGCCCGAAAGAUCGAUGAAGAAGAACGAUCGCUCCGUCAGAAGCAGGAACAGGAACGCGAGGAGUUCAAGCGUCGCCAGCGGGAAGAACGUGUCCGAAUGGAAGAGAUGCGUCGCAAGGCUCACGAGGAGAUGAUGGCCAGACGAAAUGAAUACAAAGAGAAGACCAAGAAUGCGUUGUUCUUUGUCGAAAGUGGACCGGAUCCUACGAAGAAAAGAGCCGGCCGUGGCCGAAAGGAUUACAUUUCCGAUUCGGAUGCCUCUGGGCCACCUGGAAGCGGCGGAGAGGAUCGCCCACCGAAGGAACGGAAACGCAAGGAACCGGGCGAGAAGAAGAAACGAAAGCCAGGAGGCGGGCGUAAGAAGAAGGAGAAAGCUCCCAAGGGAUCCGGAUCCGAUAGCGAAGAGGAAGCACCGAAGAAGCGUGGCCGCAAGAAGGGUUCCCUUGGUGCCAAGAAGCAGAAGCAAAUGGAAGAUGGUCUGUCAUCCAAACAGAAGUCCAGGAUUGUUUCGAAGGCUACGGUAUCAACAAGUGAAUCGGACAGUGACCGAAGCCGUCUUAAAAUUGCCAGUGGUGACGAUUCCGGUUCCGGUAACAGUGCACCGGCUAGCAAGCGCAAGCGCAGAAUCGCUUCGGGAUCGGAAAGUGGCUCCGAUAGAUCCCGGUCGCGGUCCCGGUCGAAAUCCGGAAGCCGCAGCCGCAGUGCUUCCCGUUCGGUAUCACGUUCCAAGAGCCGUUCGCGUUCUCGGUCCAAAUCCGGAAGCCGUUCCCGUUCGGGUUCAAGAUCACGCUCCGGUAGUCGUUCCCCAUCCCGUUCGAGGUCUCGUUCCGGCUCGGGCAGCCCUCAGGCUUCGCCUAUAUCGAGGAAAUCCGUUUCCGGGUCAGGGUCCGAUUAAGGUCCGGCUUGUUGCGAGCGUGUGUUUUCAUAGAUCAGUAGGUAUAGUAUUUUAAUGGACUUUGUCUUAGAAUAGAAGGAUACUAUUUGUAGCUUUAAGACUAAACCUUGUCUUCUUCAUUCAACACUAACCGAAAUUAAUUAUACAUAUUGGAAUACAUAGCGAUUUAAAAUAUUCAGCUGCAAAUAAAAGAAGAUAACUCCCAAGUGGUUGACCUGACCGGUGGAAAUGAGGAAUGUUUAUGUUUAUUACAAGUGAAACUAUACUAAUGUUUCCACUGUAUGAGUUUCUUGAUAUUGCUAAAUAAAAUUUGACCCUAGAAA
Molecule: messenger RNA, 3866 nt
Organism: Aedes albopictus (Asian tiger mosquito)
Lineage: Eukaryota; Metazoa; Arthropoda; Insecta; Diptera; Culicidae
Gene: Ctr9
Product: RNA polymerase-associated protein CTR9 homolog
Exons: 5
Coding region: 163-3543 (1126 amino acids)
Biological process (GO): transcription elongation by RNA polymerase II; regulation of DNA-templated transcription
Cellular component (GO): Cdc73/Paf1 complex
Molecular function (GO): RNA polymerase II complex binding
Source: RefSeq, a predicted model, not a curated record